CAAUUCCAUACCAUAAUAAAAGAAGACGGAGAAAGAUGGAAAAGAGAAAUUUGAUAAAAUUUUCACCGUCUCUCCUCUGCCUCUCACAACCACCGUUUCCGUUCCUAUUUCCAUCGCAUGUUCUCUGAGCUCCGGCUCCAUUAACGGAGCCUAGCUCAUUCCAAACUGCAAUUCUUCCUUUAGAUCUCUCUUCUCCUUCUCCCUCUAUUUCAAUUCUUCCGAUUUCUGGAUCUUAAGCUCCAACCCAGAAAAAUGUCAAAACCCUGGGGCGGAAUCGGAGCCUGGGCCGCCGAUGCGGAGCGUGCCGAAGCUGAGGAGCGAGAGGCGCAAGCUGCUGCGGCCGCCUCCCAAGCAGAAUCCAAGAAUUUCCCCAGCCUUAGGGAAGCUGCCAACACCAAGCCCAAGAAGAAGAAGAUGACGCUCUCGGAAUUCAAUAUGGGGACCUUUGCGGCUCCUGGCGCCGGCAGCAGGCAUACUGAGCACCAGGGCUUGACGCCGGAGGAGAUGAUUCGCCUACCCACUGGUCCAAAAGACCGCUCUGCUGAUGAGAUGCAGUAUGGGCGGCUCGGUGGGGGAUUUCCCACUUAUGGUCGCUCCAGUCUGCCUCCUGGUCGAUCUCGAGACCGUGAUGAAGGCGAUGGCUCUUGGGGUGGUGGUCGACGAUCGUAUGGUGGGUUCGAUGAGGAGCGCAGGGGUCCAUCUCCUAGGGUUUCCAAUUUCGAUCAACCAUCGAGGGCUGACGAGGUGGAUAAUUGGGCAAUGACGAAGAAAUCUCCUACAUUGGAUUCAGGUCGACAAAAUAGGUAUGGGUCGCUCGGAGGUGGCAUGGGUGGAGUUUCAUCUAGGGCCGACGAGGUAGAUAGCUGGGCGAGUGGAAAAAAACCUAUUCCAUCGAGAUCCUCCACAUUUGGUUCUGGUUAUCGUGAGGCGAAUGAGCCUGAUCGCUGGACUAGAGGCCGUUCACGUGAUGGUGACACAGAACGGCCCCGAUUAGUAUUGGAUCCACCGAAAGGUGAUGUUGGUACAAAUGAAGCAAUAAGGACGAACAAGCCAAAUCCUUUUGGAGCAGCAAGGCCAAGAGAGGAGGUUUUGGCUGACAAGGGGUUGGAUUGGAAGAAGCUGGACACAGAAAUUGAGGCCAAAAGGACGAGUAGGCCAACGAGUGCUCACUCUAGCAGGCCUUCGAGUGCUCAAUCAAGCCAUUCGGAGGGUCCAGGAUUGCAGGGGAUCGAAAAUGUGGUGAAGCAGAGGCCAAAAGUCAAUCCAUUUGGGAAUGCCAAACCUAGGGAAGUUUUGCUGGAGGAACGAGGCAAGGACUGGCGAAAGAUAGAUCUUCAACUUGAGCAUCGUGCUGUUGACAGGCCUGAAGCUGAAGAGGAAAAGAUAUUGAAAGAGGAAAUUGAUAUUCUAAGAAAGGAACUUGAGGAAGGCUUAUCUCUCAAUACUAACAAAGAAUCGGUGCAAGAAUCUGCUGGGGACGUACAAAAUCUGCGUGACAGAAUAAAAAAGAAAGAACACGAACUGGAGAUGUUGAUCCUUGAUUUGGAUGAUAAAGUUCGAUUUGGGAAGAAAGCUACUGAGAGACCUGGCUCUGGGGCAGGUAGGGCUGCUGUCUUUCCAGAAAGACCACCCUCUCAAGGAUCCUUUGAUGAGUCCAGAAGCUUUGAGUCUAUGGACAGGCCUCGAUCACGUGGCACUGCAGAUGUAUGGAGUAGACCUGCUGAUGAUAAAAAACCAUUCCAAGGUGCCAGAGAUAGAGGAUUUUUGGGCAACAGAGACAUGGAGAGGUCGAGGGAUAGAUGGUAAGCUGCUUUGUGGAUACCGUUGAUUUUAUAAUCUACUUUUUGAAUAUUGGAAGCUAAUAAUACAUUGGUCUCACCUUUUACAAUGGUUCUCUUUUUUGAGCUCUGGAAAUUGGAGCAAGAGUACUACUGGCCUGUGCCAAACUUUUGUUACUCGUUCAAACUAUGUAAAAUUGCUAUUUCUUACUUUUGUUGAAAUUGAGGAGCCUGUAUUAUGGUUAGGACUCAAAUUAUAACCGGACAGUUGGGAUUCCCUAGUUUUUUUUUUUUUUUUUCUUUUUCUUGUAACAGUCGUUCUGUGUUAUAACAGCUAAUUUGGUUCAUUUUGCACAUGGCCAUGUCAAUCUAAGUUGAUUCAUUUGCACGUGAGAGAUGUUAUAAACUGCUGUUUUCUUUGCCUGAUCCA
Messenger RNA from Momordica charantia (bitter melon), 2208 nucleotides. RefSeq names its product eukaryotic translation initiation factor 4B2. Gene Ontology annotation, molecular function: translation initiation factor activity; mRNA binding. The record is from RefSeq and is a predicted model, not a curated record. NCBI's taxonomy places the organism in Eukaryota, Viridiplantae, Streptophyta, Magnoliopsida, Cucurbitales, Cucurbitaceae.